GAUGGACUCUCUACCAGUAGGAACGCAGAAGGAAGCUCGUCUCUACAAAAUGGGUUACAUUGAACGCGCGGAUGUUUUGGAUUACAGAAUUUGCUUUGCCGAAAACCAAUACGUUGUUCCUCCAGAAGUACCGCGUUACUUCAUGGAAGCAGGAAUUCUGUCUCUGAGCGUUAAGGGUUUCAAAAUGUUGACCUUUCCCUAGAUAUGAGCUGCAUAUCUAGGGUUGCCCUAGUCCAAGAUGAGAAGAAAGGUGCGUAUGCCUUACAAGUACUUAUGCGUUCUCAUACAUAUCUCAUAAGUGCAAACCUCUAAGAGCAGACCAAACCAAGACUCAGUGAUCGCAAAGUGCAUAAUGGGAGAGCGGUGUGUUGCGGCAGCCACUGGAGUGAAUCUACGACAGGAAAACAUUGGGCAAAUCGUGUUUGGUG
Molecule: messenger RNA, 428 nt
Organism: Amoebophrya sp. A25
Lineage: Eukaryota; Dinophyceae; Syndiniales; Amoebophryaceae
Source: the annotation of a GenBank genome assembly